This is a messenger RNA of Aspergillus bombycis, 2871 nucleotides long. RefSeq names its product tethering complex subunit PEP5. Bases 1 to 2871 code for a protein of 956 amino acids. Gene Ontology annotation, biological process: vacuole organization; vesicle-mediated transport; intracellular protein transport. The record is from RefSeq and is a predicted model, not a curated record. Gene Ontology annotation, cellular component: endosome; HOPS complex. Lineage: Eukaryota; Fungi; Ascomycota; Eurotiomycetes; Eurotiales; Aspergillaceae. The transcript is spliced from 9 exons. Gene Ontology annotation, molecular function: protein-macromolecule adaptor activity; protein binding.
AUGGCUCUAACAUCAUGGAAAGCCUUCAACUUCUUCGACGUCUCUUCCGUCAAGCUACCUGAAGAGAGCUCAUCAAUAUUCAACUCCGAUAUUUCCUCGCUUUGUACCGGCUCAUCGAAUCUCUUCCUUGGGUCCACCGAUGGCUUUGUCCACCUCAUCUCGCCCUCGUUCAAGCUCCUCCGAUCGUUCAAGGCAUCCGAAGGCGGGCCCAUAACGCAUAUCAAACAGAUAGAAGGAACAUCACUUCUGGUUACGAUUGCUGAUGAUGCCUCACAUGAACCAGCUUUGAAGGUUUGGGCUCUGGAUAAGACGGAGAAGAAAACAGGAGCCCCUAAGUGCCUAUCAACGACCCCGGUGCAGAAUGCUAGAAGACCAUUCCCUAUAUCUGCGUUUACGGCCGUACCCGACCUGUCACAAGUCGCCGUGGGUUUCGCCAAUGGUUCCGUGGUAAUUAUUCGUGGCGACUUGAUUCACGAUCGCGGCGCGCGGCAACGUAUUGUAUUUGAAUCUGAGGAACCGAUAACUGGACUGGAAAUACACAAUGGCUCAACAACUAUCCUUUAUAUCUCCACAACGAACCGGAUAUUAGCGUUGGUUAUUGCUGGUAGAGGCCAGGGCCAACCAGCUCGAGUCCUCGAAGACACGGGCUGCGCUCUUGGCUGUAUGGCUCUGGACAAAGACAGUGGUGACGUUCUUGUGGCUAGAGAGGAUGCGAUAUACACCUAUGGGCCGCAUGGGCGCGGGCCUAGCUACGCCUUCGACAGCCCUAAGAAUUCAAUCAACAUCUUCAAAGAUUAUGUCGCACUUGUUUGUCCUCCAAAGGUCGCAACUUCGAACUCAGGUACUUUGCGAAACUUCGAUGUCAGCCAGCCUAAUGAUAUCUUCAGCACAACCACCUUUACAUUGCUGGAUACGGAUCUGAAGUUCAUUGCACACUCGGAGGCCCUAGUGUCCCCUGUAAAACAAGUUUUCAUUGAGUGGGGCGAUCUGUUCAUCCUCACUACCGACGGGAAGCUCUACCGCUAUCGUGAGAAGAGCUUGCAACAAAAGCUUGAGAUUCUCUACCAACGCAGUCUCUACAUAUUGGCAAUUAAUUUGGCACAGAAGAAAGGUGUCGAUACUCUACAGCAGAAUGCUAUCUACCGUAAAUACGGCGACUUCUUGUACCAGAGGGGCGACUAUGACACAGCCAUGCAGCAAUACCUCCGGGCCAUUGACAACACAGAGCCAUCACAGGUCAUUCGCAAGUAUCUGGAUACGCAGCGUAUUCACAAUCUAAUCGAGUACCUCGAAGAGUUACACGACCAUGAUCGUGCCACAGUCGACCACACAACGUUGCUCUUGAAUUGCUACGCUAAGCUCAAAGACACGGGAAAACUAGACCAGUUUAUAAAAGCUCCCGGAGAAUUAAAGUUCGACUUGGAAACCGCUAUUGCCAUGUGCCGUCAGGGUGGCUACUAUGAGCAAGCCGCUUACUUGGCUACAAAGUACGGCGAAAACGACAUGGUUGUUGACAUACUGAUCGAAGACUCAAAGAAGUACGCAGAGGCUGUGGAAUAUAUCUGGAGACUUGAUCCUGAACUGGCCUACUAUAACCUCAUGAAGUAUGCUCGUGUUCUCCUCUCCAAUUGCCCGCAGAGAACGACAGAGCUUUUUAUUGAAUACUACAAGGGAAAGUACAAGCCCAUCACCGAAGUUCAGAAUCCACCCGAGCCACAGGCGCAGUCUACUAGCACAUUACAAAGCCUGGCCGCUUUCCUUCCUCUUCCUUUGAUGAACGCUAGCGCAGGCACCAAGACGACAACCGCCGAGCCUUCGCCCGAAGUAGAGGACAAGGCAACAGAUGAUACUCCGGUAUACCAGAUCCCCAAGCCCCGAACUGCCUUCUCUGCUUUUGUGGGCCAUCCUCAAGAGUUUAUUACAUUCCUAGAGGCGCUUAUCAAGCAAGACGGCCUAAAAGAAGAAGAUAAAGUGGACCUUUAUACGACACUAUUCGAGAUGUACCUGGAUACGGCAUCUCGCAAGAAAUCCACGACUGAGAAGGAAGAAUGGGAGACGAAAGCCAAGAGACUUAUCGAAGGCAAGGAUAUCCCAAUCUCCACAUCCAGCGUCUUGUUGCUCUCAGAUCUUUCAGGCUUUCGAGAGGGGUCGACUCUGGUGCGGGAGCAGGAAAGUCUUCGUUCUGAUAUUUUCCGCUCAUUUACGUCUGCAAAGGAUACACGUGGAGCUAUCCAAGCUUUGAAGAAAUAUGGCCCAGAAGAACCCCAGCUGUAUGUUGAUGCUUUGACCUAUUUUGCUUCAAGCCCGAAGAUCCUCGAAGAGGCAGGCGAGGAGUUAGAUGUUGUUCUCAAACGCAUCAAUGACGAGGGACUCAUGUCGCCGCUCCAAGUCAUCCAAGCGCUCAGCAACAACGCAGUGGUCACUAUGGGCCGGGUAAAGAAGUAUCUGAGUGAUAACAUCGAGCGAGAACGGAAAGAGAUAUCGACUAAUCGUCGUUUGAUUUCCAGUUAUAGCACAGAAACGGAGAACAAGAGGAAGGAGCUUGAACAAUUAGGUAGCAAACCAGUCGUUUUCCAAGCUCGCCGGUGUGCACUUAAAUCUUGCGGUGGAAUAUUGGACCUUCCUACGGUUCACUUCCUCUGCAAGCAUUCUUUUCACCAACGGUGUCUGAACAAGGUUGAUGAAGAAGCCGAAUGUCCCGUCUGUGCCCCUCAGAACUCUACUAUCAGAGCCAUCCGCAAGAGACAGGUGGAGUCAGCGGAUCAACAUGAACUUUUCAAAGGGGAGCUCCAACGGUCGAAGGAUGGCUUCGGGGUCAUCAGCGAGUUCUUCGGAAGGGGGGUAAUGCGACCGCAGAGUACCAUGGAAUGA